This is a messenger RNA of Anthonomus grandis grandis, 429 nucleotides long. Its product is annotated as TP53-regulated inhibitor of apoptosis 1-like. The transcript is spliced from 2 exons. NCBI's taxonomy places the organism in Eukaryota, Metazoa, Arthropoda, Insecta, Coleoptera, Curculionidae. The record is from RefSeq and is a predicted model, not a curated record. Bases 80 to 319 code for a protein of 79 amino acids.
UUUAAGUAACAUAUAAUUUGUAUUUUUUUUUUGUUUUUCUUGUCGCAGGCAGAAAUUAAAGGACUGAAUAUACUUAAAAAUGAAUAGUAUAGGCGAAGCAUGCAACGACCUUAAGAAAGAAUAUGAUGACUGUUUCAACUCCUGGUUUUCCGACCAUUUUUUAAAAGGGCGCACCAAUGAUUCAAUGUGCGCUCCUUUAUUUAAAGUUUACCAAGAAUGUGUGAAAAAAGCCAUGAAAGAACAGAAACUGGACUUUGAGGAGGUCAAGAAGGAUCUUCUAGGAACACCUGAAGAAAAGAAGGCACCUCAGAAUUCAUGACAGGCAGCUAACUUUGAACAAAAUGCAGAGUUGGAGUAACAUCAAAGGUUGUGUUCUGAAGGCAUUGUCUUAGGUAGCUAAUACCUAAUAAUAAAGUCAUUUAUAUUUUU